AUGGCUCCACCAGCAAAGGCCCUUGGCAAUAUUGGCGAACUCCCCCUAGAGCUUGUGGACAUGAUUCUUCGGAAUGUUGAAGACAAAUCUGGUAGGUUAACCCACAAACAACUGCAUGAUCUGAAUGCCCUGCGAAGGACUAACCACGCCACUAACACAUUCGUUCAGGACUGGAUCAUCCGUGAGGUAAAGAAGAUCAAAAAAUACCCCAGCCAUACAGCGGCACUCGAAGCUCUGAGCAAUGCUCAACAAAAGGCGAUUGAGCCUCCAGGAAGCCAGCCUGUGUCGACGGAAUUUGCACCAUUCUGGAGGUCCCCAGCGGCCUAA
This is a messenger RNA of Penicillium canescens, 327 nucleotides long. RefSeq lists its product as uncharacterized. NCBI's taxonomy places the organism in Eukaryota, Fungi, Ascomycota, Eurotiomycetes, Eurotiales, Aspergillaceae. The coding region runs from base 1 to 327 and encodes 108 amino acids. The record is from RefSeq and is a predicted model, not a curated record. The transcript is spliced from 2 exons.